AUGGGGGCCACCCCCUUCCACCCCUCAAUCCUCAUGGUCUGGCUUCCGAAGAAUUUCGACAAGCUAAUGGACAUGAGGUACGAGGGGACCAAGGAUCCACAGGAGCACCUAACAGCUUUUGAAGCAAGAAUGAACUUGGAAGGAGUCGACGACGCAGUCAGAUGCAGAGCAUUCCCUGUGACACUGGCCGGCCCAGCGAUCCGAUGGUUCAACGCCCUCCCAAAAGGGUCCAUUACGACCUUUGCAGACAUCUCCCAAAGCUUUCUGGCUCGGUUCACGACUCGCAUAGCCAAGGCAAAACACCCGAUUAACUUUCUAGGGGUCACCCAGAAACCCAGAGAACCGACCAGAAAGUUUUUGGACAGGUUCAACGACAAAUGUUUGGAAAUUGAUAGCCUCACAGACUCGGUCACUAGUCUUUACCUAACAAACGGCCUGCUAAACGAGGACUUUAGGAAGCACCUCACAACUAAGCCUGUGUGGACUAUGCAAGAAAUUCAAAGCGUGGCCAAAGAAUACAUCAAUGAUGAGGAAGUCAGUCAGGUUGUAGCAGCCAAUAAGCGGCAGCUCCCUAACCCUUCAGCUCGGCAAGUCACCCAGGUGGAUAGAUACAUGGAGGCCCCAAGGGACGGAACCCCAACCAAACAGCACAAACAACCUCCACGGGUGGGAAGGUUCACAAACUACACGCCACUCACGGUGCCCAUAGUGGAAGUUUACCAGCAAAUUAUGGACAAGGGAAUCUUAUCCAGACCCAGGCCGUUGAAAGAAAGAAUGGGAGACGCCUUAGAACAGGCCAUCCGGGAAGGAAAGUUGAACGAGUUCUCCCAACUUAUCCGAGAGCCAAGAAGACGAGAACGGGAGCGCUCAGAAGAAGAUCGAAACAGGACCGUCAAAGCGAGACAAGAACCCGCAGGGGCCACUAACAACCCUCUGACCUUUGUGGUUAACAUCAUAAUCGGACGCGAUACCCCCAAGUCUAAGUCAGCAGCAAAGAAGGAUACCCGGAUCCUCUCUAUUUCGACGGGAGGUCCCGCCACCCCAAACGGAGGACCUCCCAUGAUAUCCUUCGGCCCAGAAGACCAGUGGUUUCAUGACCUUCCUGAGAGCCCUCCCAUGGUGAUCACGGCAAUGGUUGGGACCGGGUUGGUCAGGCAAAUUCUCGUCGAUACUGGAGCUAACUCCAACAUCCUAUUCAGGAACGUGUUUGACGCCAUGGGACUUAGGGAGUCCGACCUUAAGACUCACCAACAUGGUGUUAUAGGGCUAGGCGACAACUACAUAAUGUUCGACGAGACGAUCUCACUCCCAAUCUGCCUUGGAGAUGGUGACGCUAGGAGGUCGGUAAUGGCGGACUUCGUAGUCCUCAAAGACUCCACGGCCUACAACAUCAUUUUAGGAAGAAAAACCAUCAACGAUUGUUCAGCUGUGAUAUGCACUAGAUUCCGAACAAUGAAGUUCAUGACAGACAAAUGA
Messenger RNA from Arachis stenosperma, 1476 nucleotides. RefSeq lists its product as uncharacterized. The transcript is spliced from 2 exons. Gene Ontology annotation, molecular function: aspartic-type endopeptidase activity. Bases 1 to 1476 code for a protein of 491 amino acids. The record is from RefSeq and is a predicted model, not a curated record. Gene Ontology annotation, biological process: proteolysis. NCBI's taxonomy places the organism in Eukaryota, Viridiplantae, Streptophyta, Magnoliopsida, Fabales, Fabaceae.